Chironomus riparius is the source of this 990-nucleotide messenger RNA. Lineage: Eukaryota; Metazoa; Arthropoda; Insecta; Diptera; Chironomidae. The record is from the annotation of a GenBank genome assembly.
GAUUUUAAGACGUAGAAAAAAAGUUGUCAAAAUAAAUUUGAAUUUCAAUAAAAAAAUUCAAAACAAUUUAAAAAAUUGAAAAUUAAGCUUUUAUAAAAUAAUAGUCGAGGGUUGAUGAACUAAGGACAAUCUAGAGCACAUUGAUUGAGAAUUGUUUAUUUUACAGUGAAAAAAAGUGUUAUAAAAUUUAAUUACAAAAUCAACUUUAAUCAGCAAAAUAAACACAGUAAAUUGAAUUGAGUCAUUGAUUGUAUUUUAUUUAUUAAUUUACAUUGUAACAGACAGCAAAAAAGGAAUUCAAAGUCAAUAGAACUUCAAAGCUGAUUAUUUAUCACCAUGACCGUGCCAAGCUCAGUAGCUACGAUCCAUAGGAGGUGUUCUUUAGAACGCUUCCUUUGCUGCAUGGAAUUAGAACCAGGAGCGAUAUUCUUAGGAUGGUUCUCAUUCAUCAAGAACUUCCUCACAAUGAUCGCAGCAUUUAUCGUGAUUCUCAUCAGAAUCUUCGUUCCAUGUCCACAAAUUGUUGAAUGGCUGAAUUACUUUAAAUUUGAAGCUACACUCGAGAAGUGCAUUCACUACACUGAUGAAGGCUAUGUGUCCUUCACGGCCUUCUGCAUCAUCACUCUCUACAUCGGAUUGACUUACAUUUCAUAUAAAUUUGUGGCUGCAACAAAAACUAGAAAACACAAAGAAGUCAUCCCGUUCAUGACCUAUUUAGCCUUCAUGACAAUCACAUCUUUCCUAUUCAUUAUAAAAUGGACGAUAUCAGCAAUAGUUUUUGGAUUGUUAACUGGAAUAUUUUAUGGCUACUUCCUGCUCUGUGUUGGUGCUAUGUAUGAACGAUUCUUACACGAACAUAACCAAAGACAGCGAGCUGUGAACUAUUUUGUUGAGAAUCAAGACAAUUUUGAUUUUAGAGUUCCAGCUUCUGAGACAUCAGAUGGGAUUAGUAAUAGAAGCUUAGCUGGAAGUUUUAAAUUGAGUCCUUAG